Motacilla alba alba is the source of this 960-nucleotide messenger RNA. RefSeq lists its product as uncharacterized. The transcript is spliced from 3 exons. The record is from RefSeq and is a predicted model, not a curated record. Bases 133 to 789 code for a protein of 218 amino acids. NCBI's taxonomy places the organism in Eukaryota, Metazoa, Chordata, Aves, Passeriformes, Motacillidae.
CUGCUGCUCGCCAGGCCUCUCGGGAAACGCUGCUUUGCGUGGCUAAGUUCCUGAAGAGGAGGGAUCUCGAACAGCUGCUGAAGAAGCAGCAGCCACUGAAGAUCGAUGAGGGCCUGGUAAGGACGGCUGGGAAUGCCCAGGCUCAGCCUGGAGAAGGCCCUGAGCGCGGUGCUCAGCGUGCGGGGCUGGCAGCUGUGCCGCUGCCCGCUGCUGCACGCAGAGGCCGCGCGGGCUCUUCUCCAGGCUCCUGCGGGCCCGAGCCGGGUGCCCACGGAGCCCCGGCCCGGCGGCGCUGCGGGGCGGCCCCGCGGCUCCCCGGGCAGCAGCCGGCGCUCUGCCCCCUCCGGAGCCCGGCGCCAGCGGCUGCUGGCCGCGCCUCAGGGCUGCGCGGGCAGGGGAGGCCGGGGCUGCGCGCAGCGAGCGCCCGGCCCGGGGGCUGAGCCCGCGCCAAGCCUCCCCUGCUGCCGCUCUCUGCAGCUGGCAGAGGACAGGAGCCGAGCGGCCGAGCACCUGCGCCGGGCCCUGCGCUACCUGCAGAGCCCACGGGAGCCCCUGCGAGAGGCGACCAUCAGGAUCAUCGAGAUGGCCGGGCGGCACCUGAAGGGACAGCAGCAGCAGCAGCCGCAGCUCCAGCUGAUCUGGAAUGCCCUUCAAGCCCGGAGGCAAGAUGCCAGCCCAUCAUGCUCCAACCUGGAAAAGCAAGCCGCGUUUCCCCCAGGAGCUAAAGAAUUAGGGACAUCUUCUGGAUCCAGUGAACCAGUGUCCCAAGAACACAGCAGGAGACACUGAAGAGGACCCCAUCUCCCAGCGCUGCUGGUGCUCCCGGCACAGCUGACGCUGGGCACAAUUCUCAUGGCUUCAGCCCUCUCCCUGCCUGUCCUGUAGAUAGCUCCCUCCCUCCAGCCCUCAUACACUGCCCAUCCCCUUUUUUCCUCUUCACCAUUCCUCCCUUUUGAUAGA